AAAGUUGGACGCGAUCGGUCACGCAGUAUUAAAGAAGCAUGCGAACCGAAUGUGUUGUUGUCGGGAUAGUGUAUAUGUACAUGUCAUACAUAGCACCACAGGCACAAAGUGUGAGCACUUUUCGUUGCAACGCUCGUUCAACUGGGAAAUAUGACGAACCAACCAUUUUUGAUAGUGUUUUUAUAACGUCAGAAACCGUAUACUCAUUCGAAUGUCCUGAAGAUGGUGGUAAUCGAAAAAUCGUAACAUAUGACGACGAUUAUGAUAGUCAAUAUGACAACAUUAAGUUUGUAAACUCAGUGAUGGCCGAUAUUCCAUCCCAAAUUUUUUCAUUCGACUCACGAAACCUAUCCCUUGUUCAGUGCGGUAUUCAAAGAAUAUUAGACCGUAGUCUGAAAUCAGCAUUUCAUCUACGCGAAUUAAAUCUGGCACAGAAUAAUAUAACGGAACUUAAAAACGAUGUCUUCGAGGGUGCUGUUCGGCUAUUAACGCUCAAUCUUACUGCAAACUCCAUCAGCGUUAUAGAGAGUUUCGCCUUUCUACAUCUGCGUUCACUUACGGUGCUUCUAUUAGCUCAAAACAAAUUGCAAACGUUGCCCGAAAACGUAUUUUCCGGUGCUAAGUACCACUUGCCGGUGCUAAGUACUAUAAAUCUCGCCAGCAACGAACUGCGUGUACUGGAGAAGGGUCUGUUCUCAACAAAUGCACAUCUCACCACAAUCCAGCUUCAAAAUAAUCAAAUCAACGCCGUCGACGAAAACGUAUUUUACAACGAAGCCGAUAGCCAACUUUCUAGCUUAGAGUACAUUAUACUUAGCAACAAUAACAUAACAGAAAUUAACAUUCCCAACGUAAGGGUACACAAUCUCAUACUAAGCAACAACAGGAUCACGCACAUCCACAUAUCAUCCAAAGUGCACUAUCUGCAAGCUGAAAAUAACCGGAUAUCCUCCAUCACGUUCGAUAACGUGUCAGAAGCCGAAUUGCAGCAAUUGAAACUAAAGAAUAAUUCGAUAUCUUCUCUUGACGUCAUUGGUCGGUUGCAAAAACUGGAAACACUGGACUUGUCUUACAACUCACUCGAUCCGCUAAACGUAACAACUUUCGGAAUGCUCAAACACUUGACAGUGCUGGACUUGGCGAAAACGAACAUUUCAAAUCUGCAGCACGGUACAUUCGGGCAUCAGCAGGCUUUAACAUGGCUCGAUCUGUCGUACAAUAACUUGGACCAACUGGAUAUAGAUGUGCUAGUGUCAUCUUCGAGAUUGGAAAGCCUCUACUUAGAAGGCAAUCACUUGACGCACUUGGAAUAUUCGAAGAUGAAAACAUAUUUCCCAGGACUUAAAGAUAUUGGUAUUGGUGACAAUGACUGGAACUGUGCGUACCUAACUAAACUGGUAACCUACUGUAAUGAACAGUCUAUAGAACUCUACAAAACGGCCACUUUAGAUGUUCCCAAAAAUCAAACACAUGUAAAAGGUGUUUACUGUUCCGAUGAUAAGUAUCUGACGCGCAACUGGACGACGGCCAUAGAACAUCUUUAUAAAGACACCAACCGUUCUGCUGGCGAUGCUCUAGAACAAUUGUUCCGGAACGUUUUGGCAGACGUUAGAAGAUCUGGCAGCGAUUAUUCCGAAGCGAUCAAUAAAACUCUCAAGAUGACAGUGUUUAAUCUAACCAAACAACUGUUUCAAUUGCAGAGCGAUCUCGACACACUCCGCCAGGCGCAGCUUGAGACACAACUGACAUUUUUGUCGAAUCACACACAAAACUCGAACUGUAGCAUGGACGAGCGGAAACGAGUGAUAGAAAGUACCAACAUGAGGAUUGAUAAGCAAGAGCUUGCUAUCAAAAUGAUGGAGCUCAACUUUAGCCAACAGUUGUCGAAAGUAAACAAGGCGUUGGAAAUGGCGAACGAAAAUAUUGAUAAGCUGACAGUUCUAAUGAAACAAAUGAAACAAUCGCCCAACAAUAUAGAUGAGGCGAAGAGUUACAGUGCCUUAGCAGUGGAGAAGCAGACUCAGCAAGCCAAAUACAGCACAGACGAUCCGCACAAGGGUCACAGCAACGUUUGGAUCGUCGCAGUGCUACUGGUGAAUGGAUUGAUACUAAGUCUGUUGUUUGUCAAUCUGUACAACAAAUACUACCGCUCACGAACAGUUCAGAGAAAUCAAAUAGAGAAUUCAAGUUUGACGACGAUCGUUGACCAUGAGAUAUAAUGUGUUUGCGACCAACAACGCAACAGAACGGUGACGCUUCAGGUGUUCUCGAAGAGCAGUCAAGACUAGAAGACAAGUAGUUCAGAGUGAGAUGAUCGUUAUCAUUUUGAAUGCACCGUACCGCACCAUUAUCACCUUUUGUUUAAUCUUAGAAGAACGGACCGGGCCGUAUUUAUUGUUCCUAAAUCCUAAAUUCUAAAUUACCCGACUACUACGUAAUUAUCAUAGAAAACAAGAGCCCCAAAGAGCUAAAUUAUGUUAAUUAGUAUUUUGUUUGAUAGCCUAACCGUGUAUUGGUCGGCUAAUAAUGACAUGAAGCUCCAACGCUGCGUCCUGUGAGACGCUGUGCGCCUUUACGAGUGCAAAUGCCAACCGCAAAACGUGGGCUAUUGGUGUCAUUCUAAGCAGCAAGCGUGAUCUUCGAAAACUUGCCGUAACUUGGAUAACACUAGUUUGUAACCAUCUUUUCAAAAUACAUUAAAUUAUUAAGGACAACUUUAAACACGCUUCUCAGGCAACAAUGAAAACGAUGACAAACUAUGAACAAGAUAAGACGGUAAAACAAUCUCCGGGUAGCCGUUUAAGUGGCUUACAGUAUAUGUUAUCCAACUGUUCAUAAUGUUAUCCUCUUGGCAUCAUCUCAAAUAUGUUACUGGACAUUCUAAAACAUUAAUAAGAAAGAACAGAAAUCAUCAACAGUAAAAUAUAUAACAAAAAUAACU
Molecule: messenger RNA, 2941 nt
Organism: Anopheles cruzii
Lineage: Eukaryota; Metazoa; Arthropoda; Insecta; Diptera; Culicidae
Exons: 2
Coding region: 39-2219 (726 amino acids)
Molecular function (GO): protein binding
Source: RefSeq, a predicted model, not a curated record